This is a messenger RNA of Mycena citricolor, 709 nucleotides long. The record is from the annotation of a GenBank genome assembly. Lineage: Eukaryota; Fungi; Basidiomycota; Agaricomycetes; Agaricales; Mycenaceae.
AGUCAAUCACUCAGUGAUUACCGAUCAUUUUCAGAGGGAUGACCGAGAUUCCGAGACAAGCGAUGGUCUGAGACUCUUACCCUUGCUCGCACCACAAGGAAAGUAUACCGACAAGCUAGACGUGUCCACAUGCGCUGACUCACUGGGCCACGAUCACAUCGGACCAUUGAGAGUGUCGCACUCACAGUGCCCACUGACCAGUUGGCUCUAAAGUCCUAACGCCCCCUCUUCACUUCCCACUCUUGGCGCACGGGGAUUCUUAUACAGCCGGACUGAGAGCUGGUACACGUUCCAGGACAGCAUCAUUCUGGAUGCAUAUGGACGGCGCUGAGAACAGGCAUGGCUGGCCGGAUCUUCCACGCAAAUGAUCUCCCACCAACCGUCGUAACGGACGUGGGUGUGUGCGACUGCGCCUGACUGCGCUCGCAUUCGGCUCGCAUUCAAGCGGAGAAUUGGCGGCUGAAUGUCGAGGGAACGCGCGCCGGGCCGGCGUAAGUGGCGACGCGGUUUCGCAUGCUCCUGGGACGAGCCUUGCAUUGGCCAAGAGACUCGCAGAGUGUGCGAAUAAAGUAUGUAGCGAGCCCAAGCCGAGUUUUAUCUAUCAGCAGAUGUGACGUGUUUCAAGGCUGCGUUCAUUCAUUGCGACCUAAGGAUAGUUCGUGGUACCAUCUAUCUGACCGUGGGUUUUCGCUAUGUCACUUGAUCUUUA